Drosophila gunungcola (fruit fly) is the source of this 864-nucleotide messenger RNA. RefSeq lists its product as uncharacterized. The coding region runs from base 209 to 595 and encodes 128 amino acids. Lineage: Eukaryota; Metazoa; Arthropoda; Insecta; Diptera; Drosophilidae. The transcript has a single exon. The record is from RefSeq and is a predicted model, not a curated record.
GUAUAAAAACCAUUGUGGGUGGUGAAAGAAUCAUCAUUCGAUCUGCAAACGUUGAACAAGCAACAUCGGAUAUAUUAUUCGCAACUGCAUAUUUUCAAGAGCAACACUUUGGAUUGUUUAAAACAUUUGACACAGCAAAAUUAAAAAUUUGAAAAAGCUAAAACACAAUUUUUCAAUUAUUACGGAAAUCCGCAUUCAUCCAGCAAAAAUGCCUCGCUACCAGAAACUUAUCAACGAAAGCGACGGCGACAGCAAGCCGGCAGCAACUACCAACCAGCAACAGCAGCAACAUCGCUAUCAGCAGCAGCAACAUAAGUCGCCGAGCGUGGGUUAUCACCUGUAUCUGUACCGGCAGCAAUUGGCGCAGAAAAAAGUGGAGUACAUGAGGUUGUCCAAGGCCAAGUACAUCAUAACCGACUCACUUUUGGCCAAAACGGUGCGGAAUUUGAAAGGCUGCAGCGUCGACGAAUUGAAGACGGUCAAUCAUCAGAUCGUUUUCCGCCACAAACUACGUCAUCAAAUCCAACGACUCCGAAAGCUGAAAAGUCUGGGCAUCAAGAACGCCAAUCCCAAAAUGGAAAGUACGGAACUGUGAAAUGGAGCCACAACAACACGAUCAACAAGAGCUUUAAUUAACUAUGUUUGAAUCAUAGUUUUAAAAAAAAACUCUUUAAUAGCUAACAAAUUUGUAAAUCUUUUCGUAAGUUAUAUUGCGCUAAAUUAGUUAAGAAUUUACAAAGCUUAUUAUAACAUUAGUUUAAGUGGCGGGCACUGCAUAAAUUUUUAAAUGUAAUAUAAGGCUUGUAUUUUAAAAGUUUAGAAAACAAAUCAACAAAUACAUUAGCUAAUUAUAGCUGCUUAUAC